Suncus etruscus (white-toothed pygmy shrew) is the source of this 930-nucleotide messenger RNA. RefSeq names its product putative olfactory receptor 5AK3. Lineage: Eukaryota; Metazoa; Chordata; Mammalia; Eulipotyphla; Soricidae. Gene Ontology annotation, biological process: sensory perception of smell; G protein-coupled receptor signaling pathway. The record is from RefSeq and is a predicted model, not a curated record. The transcript has a single exon. Bases 1 to 930 code for a protein of 309 amino acids. Gene Ontology annotation, cellular component: membrane. Gene Ontology annotation, molecular function: olfactory receptor activity; odorant binding; G protein-coupled receptor activity.
AUGGAAAUGAACAAUGGCACUGAAGUGACUGAAUUCAUCCUCCUGGGAUUUGCUGCACAGCACAAGUAUUGGCAUAUCCUGUUCAUAGUUUUCCUAAUAAUCUAUGUUGUCACUCUAGUGGGUAAUAUUGGUAUGAUCCUACUCAUCAGAUUUGCUUCCUCCCUUAAAACACCUAUGUACUUCUUUCUUCAACAUUUGGCAUUUGUUGAUCUUUGCUACUCUUCUGCUAUCACUCCCAAGAUGUUGCAGAACUUUGUACAAACAGACCAUUCCAUCUCUUUCGUAGAAUGUGUGGCCCAAACACUCAUCUAUGCUACCUUCGCAACCAGUGACUGCUAUAUUCUGGCUGUUAUGGCAGUGGACCGUUACAUGGCCAUCUGCAACCCACUUCGAUAUCCAAUAGUCAUGACCCAAAGAGUCUGCAUUCAAUUUUUAAUUGGUUCCUAUAUUAUGGGCUUCCUAAAUGCUUCUGUAAAUACUAGUUUUAUGUUCUCAUUGAGCUUUUGCAGAUCCAAUAAAAUUAACCAUUUUUUCUGUGAUGAACCCCCAAUUCUUGCCCUUUCAUGCUCUAGCAUUGACUUAAACAUUUUACUCUUAACAGUCUUUGUGGGGUUCAACUUGACAUUUACCAUUUUAGUCGUCAUCUUUUCCUACAUAUAUAUCCUGGCUGCUAUCCUGAAAAUCUCUUCUGCUGAGGGGAGAAAAAAAGCUUUCUCUACCUGUGCAUCCCACCUGACCGCUGUUACCAUUUUUUAUGGAACUCUCUCAUACAUGUAUCUACACCAUGGGACCAUAGAAACACAAGAGCAAGAAAAAAUGGCUUCCAUCUUUUAUGGCAUUAUCAUCCCCAUGUUAAACCCUCUCAUCUACAGUCUGAGAAACCAGGAUGUUAAAGAAGCAAUUAAGGGAAUUGGAAAAAAGUAUUUUUAG